CGUGGGGCUAAGGGCGGAAGGAACGUGCCGACGAGCUGGACGUCAGGGCGGUGCUGAUGCGCGUGCGCGCCCCCGGCCGAGGUAACGGCGGGAAGGCCCGGGAGCGCGCCCGCGGCCGCCCGGUAACCGCAUGUGCGCUCGCAGGAGCAGCCUGGGGCGGGCAAAUCCCGGCCGGGAGGCCGAUCUGGCCCCCGAGGCACCGCCCCCGCCGGUCCGGGGCCGCCCCGCCGCCCUCGUCCCGCAGAUGUGCACCGGCGGACGCGGCCCGCCCCGGCGCGCCGCCCGGGCCCGCCAGGUGGUCAGUCCCCCCCGGGAGGACGGGCGGCGGGGAGGGCGAGCGGCCUCGGCGGCGUCGUCGUCAUCAGUGGAGCCGGUGGCGGGCCGCACCUCCUCCUCGGGGGAGGGCCCCCCGGCGCCCCCAUCCCGCGCCGGCUGCCGCUUCGGUCGCCAAAGCAAAGGAGAUUUGGCAAUGGAGGCGUUGUUGGAAGGAAUGCAAAAUCGGGGACGUGACGGGAGUUUUUUGACAUCCUGUGAAGCAGAACUGCAGGAACUCAUGAAACAAAUUGACAUUAUGGUGGCUCAUAAAAAAUCUGAGUGGGAAGGGCAAACACAUGCUCUAGAAACUUGCUUGGACAUCCGUGAACAGGAACUGAAGUCUCUAAGGAAUCAGCUAGAUAUAAAACACAAAGAGGUUGGAAUGUUGCAUCAGCAGAUAGAAGAACAUGAAAAAGUCAAGCAAAAGAUGACCAUGGAGUAUAAACAGGAGUUAAAGAAACUACAGGAAGAAUUAGGCAGGUUGAAGAGAAGCUAUGAAAAACUACAGAAGAAGCAUCUACGGGACUUCAGAGGCAAUGCCAAAAAUCACAGGGAAGAUCGAUCUGAAAUUGAGCGGUUAACUGGAAAAAUAGAGGAAUUUCGUCAGAAAUCACUGGACUGGGAGAAGCAGCGCUUGAUUUAUCAGCAACAGGUGUCCUCUCUGGAGGCACAAAGGAAGGCUCUGGCUGAACAAUCAGAGAUAAUUCAGGCUCAGCUUGCCAAUAGGAAACAGAAGCUAGAGUCUGUGGAGAUGUCCAGCCAGUCAGAAAUCCAGCACCUGAGCAGUAAGCUACAACGUGCCAGCGACACUAUCUGCGCCAAUGAGCUGGAAAUAGAGCGCCUCACCAUGAGGGUCAAUGACUUGGUCGGCACCAACAUGAAUAUCAUACAGGAACAGCGACAAAAAGAUGAGAAACUGAGGGAGUCUGAAAAACUGUUAGAGGUUCUGCAGGAAGAAAAGAGAGAAUUGAAGGCAGCUCUCCAGUCUCAAGAAAGCUUUAUCCAUGAGUCAAGAAUGCAAAAGGAUAAACUUCACACAAAAUUAAAAUCAACUGAUAUUCACCAUGUGUUAGAGGACAUACGGUCACUGGAAGAGUCUCAGAGGGAGUGGAAGCACACCCCUCGAGGGCAGGGAAGUAUAGACAAUGCACUCUCCCAGCUGGACUUCACCCACACCAGUGAAGAACUUCUGCAGGCAGAGGUGACUCGUCUGGAAAGCAGGCCACCUUCAGUUAGGCUUUCCCUGCUGCCACCCACUUCACUGGACCUGUGCUUUGUGAGGUCUCAGUGGACAUAUAACAGCUUGGAAUCUGUGAGUACAACAUGUAAACAGUUAAGCCAAGAACUAAUGGAAAAAUAUGAGGAGUUGAAGAAGAUGGAAGUACAUAACAAUGAGUACAGGGCAGAGAUUAAGAAGUUGAAAGAGCAGAUUUUACAGGCAGACCAAAGUUACAGUUCUGUGCUAGAAGGAAUGAAGAUGGAGAUCUCCCAGCUAACUCGGGAGUUACACCAGCGCGACAUCACCAUUGCUUCCGCCAAGAGCUCUUCCUCGGACUUGGAAAAGCGACUCAGAGCAGAAAUACAGAAGGCAGAGGAAAAAGCAGUCGAGCAUAAGGAGAUUUUGGAUCAGAUGGAAUCACUGAGAUCAGAAAAUCAACGUCUUUCUGAAACAGUGAUGAAAUUGGAAUUGGGUUUACAUGAGGCAAAAGAGAUUUCAUUAGCAGACCUCCAGGAGAAUUAUAUUGAGGCAUUAAAUAAAUUAGUGUCUGAAAAUCAACAACUGCAGAAAGAUUUGUUGGAUACGAAAUCUAAGCUGGAGAUUUCUACUGAGAUGUGCAGAAAGACCCAUGACACGAUUUUUAAGCCAACACACAGCAAAGCAGCUGAGUUCAAGAAUACAGAGUUCAAGCCAACCGAUGGCCAGAACAGACAUGAUGGACUAAAGAGAGAACGCUACAAAACAAGUCUUCAUUCUCCAAGAGGACAAGUGCUGGACAGUAUAGACUCCAAGUCCAGGGUCCUCAGCCCCCUGAGCCCUCAGAUCAGCAAUUGCAGCUCCACCAUCUCCUUGCCUUUCAAGUAUCAGUGCAAACCUCAUUCUUUGCCUUCAGUGCUAGAUAUAAACGAAACCAAUUUUUCUGACACUGUAUCUGAGAGUAUAAAUGACCAAGAGGAAUUUCUGUCUUCGUGUCCCCUGCCUGUAUCUCCUCUCGGUUCAAUAGCUACAAGGUUUUUGGAAGAGGAGGAACUUCGGUCCCAUCACAUCUUAGAGCGUCUUGAUGCCCACAUUGAAGAGCUAAAGAGAGAAAGUGAAAAGACGGUGAGACAAUUCACGGCCCUGAAGUAGCCCCUUGAAAACUGACAAACUUGGAAGCAAACACUGAAGAGUCACAGUCAUCUGAAGCGGCAGCUCUUUAAAAAAAAAAAAAAAAGAACAUGUAAAAACUGUGAAGAUGGGACGAACACUGAAGUGCUAUGAAGCAGUCUGAGCCAUUGAUGCUUCUGUAAGAUGCUUUUACUGCACUGGUUUGUUAGAAGAACUUUUUCCAUCAGUGACUUGUGAGAAUAAACCACUUUGCUAGUC
This is a messenger RNA of Erinaceus europaeus (western European hedgehog), 2899 nucleotides long. It is a transcript of the gene CEP63, whose product is annotated as centrosomal protein 63. The record is from RefSeq and is a predicted model, not a curated record. The coding region runs from base 131 to 2662 and encodes 843 amino acids. The transcript has 16 exons. Gene Ontology annotation, cellular component: centriole. NCBI's taxonomy places the organism in Eukaryota, Metazoa, Chordata, Mammalia, Eulipotyphla, Erinaceidae. Gene Ontology annotation, biological process: de novo centriole assembly involved in multi-ciliated epithelial cell differentiation; centriole replication.